This is a messenger RNA of Dipodomys ordii (Ord's kangaroo rat), 1215 nucleotides long. RefSeq names its product jumonji domain containing 4 (gene Jmjd4). NCBI's taxonomy places the organism in Eukaryota, Metazoa, Chordata, Mammalia, Rodentia, Heteromyidae. Gene Ontology annotation, cellular component: cytoplasm; nucleus. Gene Ontology annotation, molecular function: sequence-specific DNA binding; histone H4R3 demethylase activity. The coding region runs from base 1 to 1083 and encodes 360 amino acids. The record is from RefSeq and is a predicted model, not a curated record. The transcript has 6 exons. Gene Ontology annotation, biological process: positive regulation of translational termination; protein hydroxylation; negative regulation of gene expression.
AUGCCACAUCUACCAGGCAUGUCCAACCUGAUCAGCAUCACCACCAACUGCUCAUCUGGUUGCCUGCUGGGAGAUGUGAUUGUACCUGUUGCCAACUGUGGGGUCCAGGAAUACAACUCCAACCCCAAGGAGCACAUGUCCUUCCGAGACUACAUCAGCUACUGGAAGGAGUACAUCCAGGGGGGCUACAGUUCCCCUCGGGGCUGCCUCUACCUCAAGGACUGGCACCUGUGCAGGGAGUCUACAGUGGAGGACUUGGAGGAUGUGUUCACUCUUCCCGUGUACUUCUCAUCUGACUGGCUGAAUGAGUUCUGGGAUGCUCUGGAUGUAGAUGACUACCGAUUUGUCUACGCAGGGCCCAAGGGCAGCUGGUCGCCCUUCCACGCGGACAUAUUCCGCUCCUACAGCUGGUCAGUCAACAUCUGUGGGAGGAAGAAGUGGUUGUUAUUCCCACCUGGGCAGGAAGAGGCCCUGCGUGACUGCCAUGGCAGCCUGCCCUAUGACGUGACGGCCCCUGUGCUCCUGGAUGCCCGCCUGUACCCCCGGUCCCAGCACAGCAGCCCGCCCCUGGAAGUCCUGCAGGAGGCUGGAGAGAUGGUGUUUGUACCCAGUGGGUGGCACCACCAAGUGUACAACCUGGAUGACACCAUCUCCAUCAACCACAACUGGGUCAAUGGAUACAACCUGGCCAACAUGUGGCACUUCCUACAGCAGGAGCUCCAGGCUGUACAGAGGGAGAUAAGCGAGUGGAAGGACUCCAUGCCCGACUGGCACCACCACUGUCAGGUCAUUAUGAAAUCCUGCUCCGGGAUCAACUUUGAAGAGUUUUACCACUUUCUGAAGAUCAUUGCUGAAAAGAGGCUCCUUGUCCUAGGGCAGGGGCCAGAGGUUUUCAAGGACAGCCCGGGCCCAGGGCUAGGCCACCAGCAGGCUGCAUUUGAUGUUAGCCGCCUUGUGGAAGUGCUGACCUCUCUGAUCACACACCCUGACUUCCAGAGAAUAGACACCAGCACCUUCUCACUGCAGCCAGAAGAGCUGCUUGCACAGCUGAAAGACGCCAUGUCCAGUACUGCAGCCCUGUAGUGCCUGUGGGGGUGCCAGUGCGCAGCGGACUUCUGCCUCUGACUCCUUCACGAAUUAUAGGCUGUAGCAGGGUGCCAGCGGCUCAUGCCUGUCAUCCUAGCUACUCAGGAGGCUGAGAUCUGAGAAUCAGGA